Pelmatolapia mariae (spotted tilapia) is the source of this 495-nucleotide messenger RNA. RefSeq names its product transmembrane protein 265-like. Bases 1 to 414 code for a protein of 137 amino acids. The transcript is spliced from 2 exons. Gene Ontology annotation, cellular component: membrane. The record is from RefSeq and is a predicted model, not a curated record. Lineage: Eukaryota; Metazoa; Chordata; Actinopteri; Cichliformes; Cichlidae.
AUGUCAGAGUCAUAUCAGUUAGAUGCACCGAUAGAGGAAGCGCUCCUGCUGAACUCUGUACCAGGAACAGGUGUUCAACAACCUGAGGAUACUGGCAAUCAAGUAAUCUGCGUCGGUGAGGACUCUGCUGCGUCCUGCUGCAGUGACAAGUACCACAGGAAGCUGGCCAUCGCUAGCAUCAUCUGCGGGUUCUCCUGCUUCGGAGUCCUAGCCUUGAUUUAUUCUGUAAAGGCUGAGAAUGCUGACAAAGCUGAGAAAGCCAAGCGGACAAGAGAAAGGAGAGCUGCAAAGUAUUUAAGACAGGCCAAAAAAUGGGGCAUCAUCUCUGUCGUGACAUGGAUUUCCAUCCUGGUGUUAGCUUCUUUGACACUGGUAUUACUGGUGCUGGUCCUAUCAAACCUGGGCUUUGAUUGACGAACCUCAGUGGAGCACGUCCAGGGGAGUGUCUUUAAAGAUUCUGAUCAACUAUAUCACCAAAGCUGUAGAGUAACUAAA